CGUUUUGAACGGCUGAGAUGCACGCAAUGUCAUCCUGUGACUUGCCUAUACUAAGGCAGCGUUCGUUCCAGUGAGUUUGAGGAAGAAAGCACAUCGUUUUCCGCGUGCACGCUUCCUAAACUAGUGUUUUUUGCAAAAACUUUCUAUAGGAAAGUUCUUUUAAAAAAUCACAUUAAUCUAUUUUUGAAAUUUAAAAUAGUUAAUAAUCAAUUAAUCAUGAGCUAAUAACUCACCUCGUUUUGCGUAUCUUCCCAAUAUCCUCAAUCCCCUCCUCCUCAAACACACCCUAAGUCACCGAAGCUGAGUCCUGGCGUGUUCGGGCCUUCGGGGACCUCCUCGGCAACGGGAUCUUCAACUCCGACGGGGAGACGUGGGUGGCGCAGCGGAAGACUCUGGCCGGGCGUGCACCGCUGAUUCUCUCCCACCGGCCGCCGCGCGCCGCUCCCUCCCACCGGUUCCGCGCGCCGCCGCUCCUCUCCCGCCCUCCCGCCGGUCGCCGACCCUCGGGCACCGCCGCUCCUCUCCCUCCUUCCUGCCGGCCGACGCACGUCGCCGCUCCUCUCCCAUCGGCCGGCCCGACGAGCUCACCUCCUUCCUCGCGGAGCUCCCGUCGGCCGCCCUCUCCGCCGGCGCGGCGCUUGCGUCGGUCGCCCUGUCCGCUGCACGCACACCGGAUGCAGUACAAGCAAACGAAGAAAAGGAAUGCAAAAGAAAAGAAAAGGAUAGAUAGAGGAGAGGGCGUCCAGCACGUCGACCAGCAUCAAGGCGCGCAAGCUCGAGCUCGCAGCCGAAAGCGGCAAGGGCGACGCGUCGUCGCCGGCGGCGGCGUCCAUGCCGUUGUGCUGCUCCGCUGCUAGCAGCUAGCCGCGCGUCCCUAUGGCCUCCCUCCUGUGUAGUUCCGUGGUCAUCGACACAGGCUGCCGCCUCGCCGCGAGCUGCGCCCCCGUUUUGAGUUCGUUGACAUGCGACAAGCACCAAGAAAGUCAGCAAAAUGCCAGCAGGAAGAGGAUGCUAAGAUCUCGAUGUAAUUAACCGCUAACUAAUUUUGCUUGCAGGCCGGUGGAGCCGAGCAGGCGGCGGGGCGCAAAGACGAUAGGAGGAGCGGAGCGGGCGGCGGCGCGCGGAGCCGAUAGGAGGAGGUUGAGCAGCGGCCGGCCCGCGGAGCAAGAUGGGCAGCGGCCGAAGCGGGCUACGAGCUCGCCGUGAUGAGGAAGAAGAGGCAGAACUGAGUGGGGAGAGGGGGAUGACAUGUGGGGCCCACUGGGCCCCACCUUAUUUUUUAGCAGAUAUGUGGGCCCCACCAUUUUUAGAUUAAUUAUUUUCUGUGCGGCUGACAUGUGGGCCCAUGAUUUUUAUUAUUUUUUCGAUAUAUAAUUGCCACGUAAGCGUCACGUCAAUGCCACUUAUUACAGAGAAAUAGUCAAACAAGCCAUGUAGGCGCCACGUUAGCCAAAACCGCUUUCAAAACCACCGAGGGAUCUCGGUUGUCUGGUUUUUGUAAGAUGAGGGACAGUUCAGUUCGUACCCGGUUUUACGGUCAAGGGACAAAAAUCAGACUGGGCGACAAAUAUAGGGAUCCAAAGUGAACUUAUUCCCUCACUGCAGCCGCACAGGAGCGUACACUCGCUCGCAAGUCGGCCCGUAUGCUGAUCGCAGGCCGGCUAUUGACGGCCCACCAGGCACGCACGCGAAACUCACCGUGACUCGGACGGCGGACGCACCCACCCACCACUAAAACCACUUGCCGUGCCGCCCAACCACCCAACCAAACGUGUGACAAAACUCAUGUCUCACCUACACACCAACGGCCCGAGUCCGACACACGUCUCACGCACGAGCAGCGAGCUCGUUGCAAAUCCACGCUACAAAUAUCCAGCUCAGUAGCUCACGCGCCGUCACACUCUCCAGCAGCGUACAAUGUCGUCAGACGCCGGCGACGACGACGAUGUCGUGCUCGACUUCCGCCCGCUCAUCGUGGUGUACAAGAGCGGGCGGCUCGAGCGCCCCCUCGCCACGCCGCCCGUCCCGCCCGGCACGGACGCCGCCACGGGCGUGGCGUCCAGGGACGUGCGCCUCUCCGCCGCUUCCUUCGUGCGGCUCUACCUCCCGCCGCCCUGCGCCGCCGUUGCGGGGGGCGAGAGGCUCCCCGUGGUGGUCUACUUCCACGGAGGAGGGUUCGUGAUCGGGUCGGCCGCGUCGCCCGCGUACCACCGCUGCCUCAAUGACCUCGCCGCCGCCUGCCCCGCCGUCGCCGUCUCCGUCGACUACCGCCUCGCCCCGGAGCACCCGCUCCCGGCCGCGUACGAGGACUCCGCCGCCGCGCUCGCCUGGGUGCUCUCCGCCGCCGACCCGUGGCUCGCCGUGCACGGCGACCUCUCCCGCGUCUUCCUCGCGGGGGACAGUGCCGGCGGCAACAUCUGCCACCACCUCGCCAUGCGCCACGGCCUGACCAGCCAACACCCCCCGCAUCGCCUAAAGGGCAUCGUGCUGAUCCACCCGUGGUUCUGGGGCAAGGAGCCCAUCGGCGGCGAGGCGGCGGCGGGGGAGCAGAAGGGGCUGUGGGAGUUCGUGUGCCCCGACGCGGCGGACGGCGCGGACGACCCAAGGAUGAACCCGACCGCGGCGGGGGCGCCGGGGCUAGAGAACCUGGCGUGCGAGAAGGUGAUGGUGUGCGUGGCCGAGGGAGACACGCUGCGGUGGCGCGGCCGCGCGUACGCGGAGGCGGUGGUGCGGGCGAGGGGUGGCGAGGCGGCGGCGGUGGAGCUGCUCGAGUCGGAGGGCGUCGGGCACGUGUUCUACCUGUUCGAGCCGGGCCACGAGAAGGCCGACGAGCUUCUCCGGAGGAUCGCCGCGUUCAUUAGCGCCAAAUGAUCGAUCACUUAUACCAUGCGAGUGCGACACACCGAGAGUAGCACUGAAGGACGGUGUCGUCUGUGUUUGCGCGCCGUGGCGCUUGACAAGAAAAACGAUGGAACCGGAUCGUGUGGUUGGGCGUUGAAUUCGGUCACUUCACA
This is a messenger RNA of Oryza sativa Japonica Group (Japanese rice), 3014 nucleotides long. RefSeq names its product probable carboxylesterase 2. Gene Ontology annotation, molecular function: hydrolase activity. Lineage: Eukaryota; Viridiplantae; Streptophyta; Magnoliopsida; Poales; Poaceae. The record is from RefSeq and is a predicted model, not a curated record.